AUGCCUUACACAGAACAAUGCUCUCGCUCGAAUCAUCUAAAUUUACUAAACCACCAUGCGAACCAAGUUGAUCGGUUUAUCCCCAACCUGGUUAGUAACGUCAACUUUCAUGGAUUAACUGACUCUCACGUUGAUGAUAAGUUCAUCACGGAGGAAUUAGAGCCCGGAUUUUUAGAUCGUCCUCCUCACUUUUCCAGCUUGAGGCCUCAAACUCCACCACUCCCGACAAUUAGGUCGCCUGCCACCAGUGAUCCACCCACUCCAAUAUCUGAUAUCUCUUCAGCUGUUAGCAAAAAAGGUUUUGAGAACAAGGAGGUAGCUCAAGCCUUGGAUAUGAGCAGUAAUACUAGGGUCUAUGGUUUUCAACAUAAAACUCCUCCCGGUUCAAGAUCACCAGUUGCGAGCUUGAAGGAUUGCAUGUCCCAAGUAACACACCAUAAACAAACAGUUAAGCAGGCAAAAAAGUUCCCUCAGAUAACUAAUCCGUUCCGAGUUUUGGAUGCUCCAGGAUUGCGUAAUGACUUUUAUGCCAACCUAAUCUCUUGGUCUAAGGUUACCAACAAGAUUGCUGUUGGCCUUGAUAAGGUUUUCAUUUGGGCCGAUGAUGGCCAGGUCGCUCCUUUGAGAAGUCUCUUGACAGAAGCUAUAACUUGUGUUUCAUAUGCUCCUUGCACUACAUUUCUAGCUGUAGGAACUAAAGCUGGCAGGCUGUAUCUCUAUGAUAACGCAAGUUUAAUCUGCUCAACCGUGACCAAACCAAAUACAAGUGUAUGCUGUAUCCAGUGGACCAACACUGGGAAAGAAUUAUUUAUUGGAGAUGACACUGGAAAUGUUCUAUAUUAUGAGAUUAAACAAACAUAUUGCAGUUAUGAUUUGGUGAUGAAAAAUUCCUGGAACUGCCACCAACAACAGAUUUGCGGCAUUGCAUUAAACGCAGACAAUACCCAGAUUACAGUCGGGGCAAAUGAUAAUUGUUGCACAGUUUGGGAUAUUGAGGAUAUCAGGACACCAAAGUUAAAGUUCAUGUUACCACAUUUUGCAGCCGUUAAAGCCAUAGCUUAUUGUCCAUGGGCCCCUUCUCUUUUAGCAACUGGAGCUGGGUCAAAAGAUAGAAUGAUCAGAUUUUGGCAUUCUAACUCAGGGACUUUGCUGGAUGCGUAUAACACCAAGGGCCAAAUCACUUCUAUAAUUUGGUCUGUAUCUUCCAAGCAGUUACUGGUUUCGUUUGGCUUCACGGACUUCUCUAGUCCCUUACUCAUGAGCGUCUACUCAUAUCCAAAAAUGGAUAUCUUGAUUAAUGUCCCGGCUACUUGCGAUCUAAGAGUUCUCUCAGCAGUACCAUCUCCCGAUGGGAAGUCAGUAUGCGUUGUAGCCAAUGAUGAAACGGUUAGAUUUUACCACAUAUGGGGAUCUAAAUACAGUCUAACUUUGAGCUCACAAACUGAGGGAGUAUUUGGAAGUACCUUACUGGAAUUAGCUGAAGGUGUCGGGACUAGAACAGAUAAUCUGAGAUAG
Messenger RNA from Komagataella phaffii GS115, 1515 nucleotides. Its product is annotated as Meiosis-specific APC/C activator protein AMA1. Lineage: Eukaryota; Fungi; Ascomycota; Pichiomycetes; Pichiales; Pichiaceae. The transcript has 2 exons. Gene Ontology annotation, cellular component: anaphase-promoting complex. The record is from RefSeq and is a predicted model, not a curated record. Bases 1 to 1515 code for a protein of 504 amino acids. Gene Ontology annotation, biological process: positive regulation of ubiquitin protein ligase activity; positive regulation of anaphase-promoting complex-dependent catabolic process; anaphase-promoting complex-dependent catabolic process. Gene Ontology annotation, molecular function: protein binding; anaphase-promoting complex binding; ubiquitin ligase activator activity.